Helianthus annuus (common sunflower) is the source of this 1096-nucleotide messenger RNA. RefSeq names its product chlorophyll a-b binding protein P4, chloroplastic. The record is from RefSeq and is a predicted model, not a curated record. The transcript is spliced from 3 exons. Gene Ontology annotation, biological process: photosynthesis, light harvesting in photosystem I; response to light stimulus. The coding region runs from base 145 to 900 and encodes 251 amino acids. NCBI's taxonomy places the organism in Eukaryota, Viridiplantae, Streptophyta, Magnoliopsida, Asterales, Asteraceae. Gene Ontology annotation, cellular component: membrane.
CAAACUCAUCAAACCUUAAACCACAACCACUUGAUUUCCUUCCACUUGCAAAUAAUAUUACAAAAGGACGUACACACAUCACACAUUUUCAGUUCUCAUAUCUGCAAACAAUAAUAAUCCAUCCUUUGACAUUGCCGGAAAAGUAUGGCCACCGUCACACAAGCUCCGGUUGCUGUUUUCCGGCCGUGUGCCUCCCGGACCAGAUUCCUAACCGGGUCAUCAGGGAAGUUAAACAGAGAACUUUCAGUUAAACCGACCAACACCGGUUCAUCGGGUUCGUUCAAGAUUGAAGCGAAAAAGGGUGAAUGGUUGCCCGGGUUGGCCUCACCAGGUUACCUCAACGGAAGUCUACCAGGUGACAAUGGGUUCGACCCUUUGGGACUAGCAGAAGACCCUGAGAACCUAAAGUGGUUCGUCCAAGCCGAGCUCGUAAACGGGCGAUGGGCCAUGUUGGGUGUCGCCGGAAUGUUGCUGCCUGAGGUUUUCACAAGCAUAGGCAUAAUCAAUGUCCCUAAGUGGUAUGAUGCUGGAAAGUCCGAAUACUUCGCAUCAUCAUCAACCUUGUUUGUGAUCGAAUUCAUUCUAUUCCAUUACGUCGAGAUCAGAAGAUGGCAAGAUAUCAAGAACCCGGGAAGUGUUAACCAAGAUCCGAUUUUUAAAAACUACAGUUUGCCCCCGAAUGAAGUCGGGUACCCUGGUGGCAUAUUUAAUCCCCUUAACUUUGCAGCAACUGCUGAGGCCAAAGAGAAAGAGCUUGCUAAUGGGAGAUUGGCGAUGUUGGCGUUCUUGGGGUUCAUAGUUCAGCACAACGUGACCGGAAAGGGGCCAUUUGACAACCUAUUGCAGCACCUAUCAGACCCAUGGCAUAACACUAUUGUCCAAACUUUGUCUGGAAACUAAACAUCUUAUAAUAAAUAUAUUAAAAAAAGUGUGUUGUUUUGCUCUGUUUGUAAACCGUGAGUGCAUGGGUUGUGACACUAGAUCUAAGCUUUGUUCUAAUGUACAGGGGAAUAUGAGAUGGUUAUUCUAUGAUUCAUUUGAACUUUGUCACCCUCUCAUUAGAAUAAAAUAAAUAUCUUGAUGUAUUAAGUAUUAA